AUCGAAUUUGUUUAAUUUAAGGCGCUUUCUCAAAAAUAUUGUCAGAACACAAAAUUAGCAGUAAACAUAUUUUUUUUUUUUUAUUAUUUGUCCAAAACGUCAUAGACAUUUGUGUGAAAAGAGCACUGUAAACUGAAUUCAGAAACAGUAUUACCAAAGAUGGGCAAGGAUUUUUAUAAGACUCUCGGCAUUAGUCGCAACGCUAGGGACGACGAGAUAAAGAAGGCAUAUAGAAAAUUGGCGCUUAAAUACCAUCCGGACAAGAACAAGAGCUCCAAAGCCGAGGAACGUUUCAAAGAGGUGGCUGAAGCAUAUGAGGUGCUUUCGGAUAAAAGGAAACGUGACAUCUACGACCAAUAUGGCGAAGAGGGCCUCAGGCACGGAAUACCCGGCCACCAGAGCGAUCAAAGUGGCUCGACCUUCGCUUAUCAGUUCCAUGGAGAUCCGCGUGCGACAUUUGCACAGUUCUUUGGGUCGAGCGAUCCGUUCAGCAUGUUUUUCGGCGAGAACCUUGAGCAGAUCUUUAUGACGGACGAUAAUAGUCCGCGCGGUCUAUGGGGCAAUGUGGGUCAUUUUCAGUCACGUCCUGAACAGGAUCCACCCAUAGAGCAUGAACUGUACGUGGCACUGGAGGACAUUAACACUGGCUGUUAUAAGAAGAUGCAAAUCUCGCGCAUUAAACUGACAAACGGCCAGCCACGCAAAGAGGUCAAAUUACUAGAUAUUGAGAUCAAGCCCGGCUGGAAAUCCGGCACCAAGAUCACAUUUCCCAAGGAGGGCGACGAGGGACACAAUCGCAUACCGGCCGACAUAGUGUUCAUAAUACGUGACAAGCCGCAUCCACUGUUCCAACGUGAGGGCAGCGACAUUCACUACACUGCACACAUAUCACUGAAGCAGGCGCUAUGCGGAGCCACCGUUCAAGUGCCCACAUUGCAGGGCGUUCCGUUUCCGUUUUGUACCAGCGGCGAGAUCAUUAAGCCAAGUACGUUGAAACGUUUUAAUGAUCGCGGCCUGCCCUAUCCAAAGAAUCCGUCACGCCGAGGCGCGCUCUGCGUUAAUUUCAACAUCACCUUUCCAGACACAUUGCCCACACGCCUGAUCACGACACUGGGUGAGCUGCUGCCCAAUUGCUAGCAACACGCAUACACACAUACAAUUCCAGAUUACUCGUUUAAUGUAAAUUCCUUGUCAAAUGGUGCAAAUGGAGCUAAACAAUAUAGCCAUAUAGCUACGA
Messenger RNA from Drosophila hydei, 1237 nucleotides. Its product is annotated as dnaJ protein homolog 1. Gene Ontology annotation, biological process: negative regulation of transcription by RNA polymerase II. The record is from RefSeq and is a predicted model, not a curated record. Gene Ontology annotation, molecular function: protein-folding chaperone binding. Lineage: Eukaryota; Metazoa; Arthropoda; Insecta; Diptera; Drosophilidae. Bases 160 to 1137 code for a protein of 325 amino acids. Gene Ontology annotation, cellular component: cytosol. The transcript has a single exon.